Messenger RNA from Penicillium chermesinum, 1740 nucleotides. Its product is annotated as FGGY-family carbohydrate kinase. NCBI's taxonomy places the organism in Eukaryota, Fungi, Ascomycota, Eurotiomycetes, Eurotiales, Aspergillaceae. Bases 1 to 1740 code for a protein of 579 amino acids. Gene Ontology annotation, biological process: carbohydrate metabolic process. Gene Ontology annotation, molecular function: phosphotransferase activity, alcohol group as acceptor; kinase activity. The transcript has 3 exons. The record is from RefSeq and is a predicted model, not a curated record.
AUGGAUCAUUACAUUGGCAUUGAUGUCGGCACAGGCAGUGCACGUGCCUGCAUCAUCAACUCAGCGGGGGACAUUGUCGGGGAGGGCUCAGAAAAUAUCGAUCGACAAGAUCCUGAGCAUGGAUUCCAUGAACAAUCUACAACAAAUAUCUGGCAAAGUGUUUGUAUUUCAGUCAAAGAUGCCUUGAAAGAAAACAAUACGGACCCGGGCUCGAUUCGUGGAAUCGGGUUCGAUGCGACCUGCUCCCUCGCAGUCUUUCAUUAUGAAACUGACGAGCCAGUUUCUGUGACAUACCCAGACUUCAAGUCCGAGCAAAACGUCAUCUUAUGGUUGGACCAGCGUCCAAUCGAAGAAACCAUGCAGAUUAACAACACUGCUGAUCCUGACUUGCUCCGAUAUGUAGGAAGCAAGAUGUCUCCUGAAAUGGAGAUUUGUAAGGUUCUUUGGCUCAAGAACCACAUGCCUCAGGAGAUGUUUGAUAAAUGUAGCUUUUAUGACCUGGCUGACGCCCUUGUUCACAUCGCAGCUGGCACAGAAGAUAAAAGCUUUCAAAUCGCUGAUCGAAAAAGCGGUUCCAUGCCGGUUGGAAUUGACGGAAGUGUCAAGGGCUGGAAGGAGAACUUUCUGAGGGCCAUUGGCCUGGGAGAUUUAGCCCAGGAUGGAUAUAAGCGGAUCGGUGGCGUGAAUAAGAGCGGCGAAUAUCGAAGUGCAGGCGAGUUGGCGGGUCAUCUUUGUGAGAAGGCUGCAUCGGAUCUCGGUCUGCCACCAGGGAUUCCGAUCGGCAGCGGCGUUAUUGAUGCCUAUGCUGGUUGGAUUGGUACUGUGGGAGCCAAAGUCGACCUGGGACCUGGCCAUAUGAUCCCUGAUGUCCCAGGAAAUGACGAGGCUCAAGCCUUAACACGACUCGCAGCCGUUGCCGGAACAUCAACAUGUCAUUUGGCCCUGUCUCCAGAUCAAAUAUUUGUUGAUCGUAUCUGGGGUCCAUUCCAUGACGUCGUUCUUCCUGGCUACUGCAUCACAGAGGGAGGCCAGACAGCCACGGGUGAAUUGUUAAGGCAUGUCGUCGAAAAUCAUCCAGCUUAUGGACAGGCAAAAUAUUCCAUGGGCCCAGGGGAAAGUAUAUACGAUUACUUGGAUGGUCAUCUGAAGGAUAUGAUGAGAGGUCAAAAUGCGCCCUUCAUCUCUUAUCUUGCCCGUCACUUCUCCUUCUACGGCGAUCUGUAUGGAAACAGAUCCCCUGUUGCUGACCCCUCGAUGGCCGGGUCGGUGAUUGGAUUGACAAGUGACAACUCUGUCGACAGCCUCGCCAUAUAUUACUAUGCGACCCUCGAGUUUAUUGCCUUGCAAACGAAACAUAUCGUUGAGACGAUGAGCCAGGCGGGACACCGCCUCAAAUCCAUUUUCAUGUCUGGCUCGCAGUGCAAAAACGAGAUCCUCGUGGCCCUCAUUGCGUCGGCAUGCAAUAGGCCCGUUGUUAUCCCCAAGUAUGUCGAUUCUGCUGUCUGUCAUGGAUCUGCAAUGAUGGGAGCGAAAGCCGCCAGUGCCACUGAGGAUGGCAGAGGCGAAAAACUAUGGGAUAUCAUGAACCGUAUGAGUAAGCCUGGUAGAAGUGUGAUGCCAACACAAGAUGCCAGGCAGAAGUCUUUGCUGGAGGCCAAGUACAGGAUCUUCUUGGAACAGUGCAACACACAGCAGAAGUAUCGCAAGUCAAUUGACGAGGUUGUUAAUAAUUGGGCUUAA